This is a messenger RNA of Drosophila melanogaster (fruit fly), 1175 nucleotides long. It is a transcript of the gene gdl, whose product is annotated as gonadal. The record is from RefSeq and is marked reviewed. NCBI's taxonomy places the organism in Eukaryota, Metazoa, Arthropoda, Insecta, Diptera, Drosophilidae. The coding region runs from base 292 to 876 and encodes 194 amino acids. The transcript is spliced from 3 exons.
UCAAAUCGUACAGUCACAAUUCUUUUCACGCUCUGAUACAACAAAAAUAUAUAUAAAUACUUUUGAAACAUUUUACUUUCCGCGUCUUUCUCUGACUUACCGUUAUGUGGGCAGCCAAACUGAUUGUGGUCACACUGCUGCUGCUGCAGUUUGCAGCCCUGGCGCUCAGCUGUUCGUGCGGCGAAGAGGCGAAAUUGGAGUGCGGUUGCACAAAACAUCACUAAAAACACAAAUACUUGGGAAUAUUACACAAAUUAUUGUAAAUAAAUAGGAAAUCACAAUUUAGUUAAGAUGGCGGACAUACCGGCAACCAGCGAAGGUAGUGCGAACACUAGUGAGGCAGUAGUGGAGUAUCAGCAGCCAACUCCGGAGUUUUUACAACGCAAAAUCUAUUUUUUGGUGGACCAAUUGCGAACUUACCAUUCGGAACUUCCCGAAAACUUGCAGACACGCAUUUCCUACGAUCUACUCACCGAACUCGCCAAUUGUGUGCUAAACGAUGGCAUUUUUGUAAUAGUAAAAGCAUUAAUGGAGCUGCAACACGAAACCGAAAGACACUUAAUUAAAAUACGGAUGCAGGCGGAGAACGAGUAUGAAAUAGAAGUGGCCGAGUGGAGGAGCAAGAUCAAGGAUCCCGAGGAGUUGCGCCACAUUUUGGGACUCAUGAAAAUAAAGCACACUAAGAAACUACACGAGUCGGAUACGAAGAUUAUCGAAAUACUAGAUCAAAAGGUUAAUGACCAACAAUCCACACUUCAAAAGGCCGGCGUUCCCGGCUUCUAUGUCACCGAGAAUCCCAAGGAGAUAAAAAUACAAAUGUUCCUGUUGGACUUCAUUUUGCGUUUGAGCCGGCUAAAAUACGAGCCCGGCAAAUAACAGUUAGUCCACAAUCCGGAGAACACAAAAGACUGCACUUGACUUGUUCAAAUUAGAAUAUUAAAGGCAAUUAAAUUAUAACCCUGAUCAAAUGUCCCAGCUGUACGAUCAAUUGUGGCCCCAAGAAACCUGUAGCGCUGCGCAGUUUUAAUCAGCGUAGAAUCGGGAGAGGGAGAAAGAGACGGGGCCGGCCGCCAGAAGACUGAAGAGCGGGAGAAUUGAUAACGAUAGCGCGGCACUCUCCACAUUCGCGUAGAAAGCGGGAGAGGCGGCAGUAUAAAUUGGACCGACCUUUCUGC